UGACGUUGGUCGAUUUAUCCACAACUUGAUUUGAGCAUUGAGCAUUCCGUAUCACAUAGGACGCCAUCAGUGGCAGGGCCGGCGACAUGGCAGAAUCCGAGCCUGACCACUGUAUCGCCUUAAAAACCUUUGAAGCGCUACUGGAUCUCUUCCGAAGAUUACCGCCUAACAAAGUGGAAGAGAACCUCAAUACUCUUUGUGAUGUUUGUCCAGAGUAUGCAGAUGAUCUAUGGGGCAAUGUCGAUCAGCCACUGCAAGUUAUGAAGGAUGAGGAGAAUGGACGUGAUUUCCUAUGUUGCGAUUACAACCGGGAUGGAGAUAGUUUCAGAUCCCCUUGGUCCAACACCUACAUUCCCGAGGCGACUGGUGGACCGACGCCCUCUUCAAGACUGAGACAAAUUGAGACAUCCCUCAAUUCGGCUUUUGACACCUAUCGCGAGAUGUACUUUGAAGGAGGUGUCAGCUCAGUGUACCUAUGGGAUCUGGAUGAGAUGUCACAGGACGGGAAGGAGAUGUCCUUUGCGGGUGUGGUUUUGUUGAAAAAGGUCCUCUCGUCCUCUGGUACUUCGGGAGCACCGACCGGUUCGUGGGAUUCUCUACACGUAUUUGAAUGUCAUGAACGGGGUCGAUCGGCAAAGUAUAAAUUGACUUCGACCGUCAUGCUGUCAUUGGGCACCCAGAUGCCGUCCAAGAUUGAGGUCAAGGGCCUGGAGGACGCCAAAGGGGAUAGUGAGGUGACUCUCAGCGGGAGCAUGACGAGGCAGGCCGAGACCGACUACCCGUUGCCAAAUGCUGCUGCACACAUACCGAGCAUCGGCCGCAUGGUCGAGGACAUGGAAAUCAAGAUGCGCAAUCUGCUCUCCUCGGUUUACUUUGGCAAGACGAAAGAUGUCAUCAAUGAGCUGCGCAGUCAAAGUGGGCUACAAGCGAAAUCAGCAGAAGAAAUGCUCAGGUCAGAAUUGGCCAGUAAACUCGCUGGACGAAAGGGCUGAUCAGGGGGGAAUCCAAAAUGGUCA
Molecule: messenger RNA, 1016 nt
Organism: Kockovaella imperatae
Lineage: Eukaryota; Fungi; Basidiomycota; Tremellomycetes; Tremellales; Cuniculitremaceae
Product: F-actin-capping protein subunit beta
Exons: 6
Coding region: 87-992 (301 amino acids)
Biological process (GO): actin cytoskeleton organization; cell morphogenesis; barbed-end actin filament capping
Cellular component (GO): F-actin capping protein complex; cytoplasm
Molecular function (GO): actin filament binding
Source: RefSeq, a predicted model, not a curated record